AUGGCUUCCCCAAUCCGCCCAAACAUCUUGUUCAUCAUGGCCGAUGACCAUGCCUCGAAAUCAAUUUCGUGUUAUGGAGCAGGCAUCAACAAUACCCCCAACCUCGAUCGUCUCUCCAACGAAGGAAUGAGGUUCAACCACUGCUACGUAACCAACAGCAUCUGCACUCCCUCCCGAGCCGCCAUCCUGACAGGAACACACAACCACGUCAACGGAGUCAUGACUCUCGAUUCUAAGAUCAACAAGCACAGCCCGAACGUAGCCAAAUCCCUCCGAACAGGUGGCUAUCAAACAGCCAUGGUCGGUAAAUGGCACCUAGGCGAAGGCAAAGAACACGAACCAACAGGAUUCGACUACUGGAGCGUCGUCCCAGGCCAAGGCGAAUACCACGAUCCAGAAUUCAUCGGACCAGAAGGAACGGAGCGCGAGCGCGGAUACGCAACCGACAUUAUUACAGAGAAGAGUCUGAACUGGAUCAAAGAGCGUGAUGCCAACAAGCCCUUCUUCAUGAUGUGCCACCACAAAGCACCGCACCGCAGCUGGGAAUGCAACCCUAAGCACCGCGAUCUAUACAAAGACCCCAUCCGGCUGCCAGAUACAUUCACAGAUGACUACAAAAACCGCGCGCAAGCAGCCAAGGUCGCCAAGAUUCGUGUCGCUGAAGACCUCACAUACUUCGACCUAGGUCUCGUCCAACCAGAUGGCGGACUCGACAUCGGCGAGAAAAUGAUGGACAAAUGGUGGUUCCAAGACCGCAAGAUCCCCGCACCGGAAGAUGUAACGAAAAUGAAACUUAUCGACAAAGAAGACGGCACAGUCUUUACCUUCGAGACGACCCAAGAACUCGCCGAAUUCAAAUUCCAGCGCUACAUGCAACGCUACCUCCGCACAAUCCAAAGUAUCGACGACAACGUAGGCCGCAUGCUGGACUUCCUAAAUGAAGAAGAUCUAAUGGAGAACACGAUCGUCAUCUACACCUCCGACCAAGGCUUCUUCCUCGGCGAACAUGGUUGGUUCGACAAACGAUUCAUGUACGAAGAGAGCUUCCAAAUGCCCUUCCUAAUCCGAUACCCAGCGGAGAUCACAGCCGGGUCAGUAUGCGACGAUAUAGUCUGCAACGUUGACUUUGCGCCUACAUUCCUUGAUUUUGCCCGUCUGCGCCCGCCGACGUAUAUGCAGGGUGUCAGUUUCCGGUCUCUAUUGAAGCAGCAGACGCCGGCUGAUUGGCAGCAGGUUGCGUACCAUCGGUAUUGGAUGCAUCGGGAUAUUAUCCACGAGGCUUAUGCUCAUUAUGGUGUGCGUGAUCAGCGGUAUAAGUUGAUUUAUUGGUAUAAUGAGGACUUUGGCAUUGAGGGAACGAGGCCGGGUGGUGAGGAGAAAGAGUGGGAGUUGUUUGAUUGUGAGCUUGAUCCGCUGGAACUGUUUAAUUGUUACCAUGAGGCGGGUUAUGGGGAGGUUGUUAAGCGUAUGACCAAGAUGCUUGAGGAUAAGAUGGAGGAAAUUGGUGAUGAGCCUGUUCACCCGCGAUGA
This is a messenger RNA of Penicillium antarcticum, 1530 nucleotides long. Its product is annotated as sulfatase family protein. Bases 1 to 1530 code for a protein of 509 amino acids. The record is from RefSeq and is a predicted model, not a curated record. The transcript has a single exon. NCBI's taxonomy places the organism in Eukaryota, Fungi, Ascomycota, Eurotiomycetes, Eurotiales, Aspergillaceae.